AUGCUGUCGACCAUGCACAGAAAGCGACGCACUAGGCGGAGAAGGACGAACAUCUGUCUGGCCUGUUUCCUCGUCGCGCUGCCGAGCACACACGCCUUUUGGGGCCUGCCCGAACCCAAGUUCACCUAUGAAGGCUUGAUCGAUGUUGGCGACUUGGGGCUUGCAGCAGCUCACGGCAGGAUAGCAGCACUAGGCGACGCAAGCGGGAAUCAACAAAUUGAUCUGUUCGUGGUCAGCCAAGACCAGAGAAGCGUGACGUUAUGGCAAUGGGACAAGACGAGCUAUGUGUAUCGCGCAAGCUCAGAACCCCCAAUUAGUGCACCGCCAAGCUUUCUGAUCACCAAUGUCGUGCCUGGCGACUACAACUACGACGGCAGGCUUGAUGUGCUCCUCAUGGGCCAGAGCAAUCCAGGAGGAUGGUUCAACAGUGAUGAGCUCAACCUGGCCGCCUAUCUGGGGCAAGGGCAAGGCGCUUUCGGGCCGGCGCAAGUGCUGCCUUCGUCCGGUCUGGCGCAACCGAUACCCAUCGAUGCCUCUGGUAAUAUGACGGUCGACCUACUGGGUUCCAUAGCAGCCGACGCUUCCAAGCCUCAAUUGUGGUCUAACACGCGCUUCUCAGGCGACAAUAGCUCGCUCUUCGAAAUCAAAUCAGGGCCAUUCGACCAAGCCACGCUAGACAGCUUCGACUGCCAGUUCCCGAAUCCACACAGCAAUGCACUCAUAGACUUGAAUGGCGAUUGCUUGGCGGACCUAUUCCUGACUUGCGUCAAUCCGCGAGAUGCGACCCAGCUUUCAUACAAGAUCUUCACCAACGAGAAAGAGGGAGGCUUCAGAUUCGCGCAAGGGGGCAAUCUGCCAAGAGGGACAGGGCAAAUCAUCUUUGCAGAUAUGGACAGAGAUGGCACCAUCGACAUGAUCUUCCCCACUUGCACUUCUUCGGGCGACAACUGCUACAUCAAUAUUGCCUACAACAAGCAAGUACCGCUAUGCCAGCCUCGACAGCCUUCGAUGAACUCGGAUGGAUCACUACAGUGCCGGUCAUCAGGAGCGCUUUGCGUUGCGGAUCCUGGGUUUUCCUUUGAUCUGACGCCUCUGGAGACCAAUGAUGCCUUUACGCGCAUACCUCUCAAGGCACUCAUUCCCGACGCGCCCUAUCUCAUGCUGUUUGACGAGUCGAUAGCAGGCACGGUACCACUGGCGCUGCAACCGGGCGACUACAACAAAGACGGCUACCCUGAUCUCCUGCUCAUCUCUUCAUCUUCAAGGCUCCCUCGAUCCGGCACACCUAGCCUGAUUGAGAGCAGAGCAUGCGACAAGUCGAGCUGCACAUCGGCUGAGAUCGCUCAAUCCCGAAGAGUUUUCCUCAGAGUCGUUGCAGGCGCCCAUGCGCUCAACUCGAUCAACGACGCACGCAGCGCUUCAUUUCUUGAUGUGGAUGAGGAGGGCUCACUCGAUAUGAUGAUACAGCGCACGGGCGCAAAAGCAUUCACGUUCAUCAAGAAUAAAUACUAUGCCGAUGCUUUCUUCCUCAAAGCCCUCGUCGUCAACGGUGCCUGCGAGAGGUACUGCUUCCCUGCUACUGGCGACAAGUACCAUCCCUAUGGCGUCAGCUACUCUGGCGCUUCGUUCAAGUUCACCGUACUGGAUCCGUCUGGCACGCGACGAGCUACAUCCGUCGGUCAACUACCUCAGACAUCUUACAUGAACCUCGCCACACCAUACUCCUACUUUGGCCUCGGAAGAACAAAUAAUUACGUCGAAAACCUUUUUAUCGGCUCGACACGACACCAGCCACUGCAUUAUAUCAACGUCGAAGGAUUGAUACCCAACUCGCAAGUCGUCAUUGUGCCUUGGCAGCCUCGGAACGUACAGGAACCUUAUACGUGGAUGAAAGAGCUUUAUCUGCGGCCGGGCGAUUGGAUUCCAUGGGUCGGCGUCGUGCUCAUCGUUGCUACAAGCAUCCUGGGUAUAGUCGUGCUUGUUCUGCAUCUUAACGAGCGACGAGAAGACGAAAGAGAACGACAGAAGAAGUUGCAUUACUUCAACUUCCAAGCACUGUAA
Messenger RNA from Mixia osmundae IAM 14324, 2061 nucleotides. RefSeq lists its product as uncharacterized. The record is from RefSeq and is a predicted model, not a curated record. Gene Ontology annotation, cellular component: plasma membrane. The transcript has 6 exons. NCBI's taxonomy places the organism in Eukaryota, Fungi, Basidiomycota, Mixiomycetes, Mixiales, Mixiaceae. The coding region runs from base 1 to 2061 and encodes 686 amino acids.